Chaetomium fimeti is the source of this 853-nucleotide messenger RNA. RefSeq lists its product as uncharacterized. Bases 150 to 755 code for a protein of 201 amino acids. Lineage: Eukaryota; Fungi; Ascomycota; Sordariomycetes; Sordariales; Chaetomiaceae. The record is from RefSeq and is a predicted model, not a curated record. The transcript has a single exon.
GGAUUCAACGAGAGGGGUCAGUUUCAACGCGAGUUGUUCAUGCCCAAGUCCAUGGCUCGAUGGCAUCGCGUCACUAACGCAGCGUCUACCCACAGUGGGAUGUUCAGGGGUCGCGUCUUGGAGGGGAACCCAACCAAGCGCUACAGAAUAUGCGUCAAAUCCAAUCAAACCAUGGCCACGUCCCGAGGAUUAGUUUGGAGCCUGACGACAAUGCCCGAGGCGGGUCCGGGUUCCCCUCCAGACCCCUCCAGACCCAUGGCCACUUGGCAGGGGAGUUGUCUCCUGGGCGUGACGUGGCGGUCUUCACCGACAAUUCUACUGGCGCCUCACAUCACGGUGGAGCCGGACAAUGGCCGAGUCACCUUUGCAACGGGGCGGAAAUCGCGGCGCUCUCCUAUUGGGCGCUUCAGUUCAGCCGUGAUCUCGGGGCAUCGUGGCGGUCAGCUGUGAGGACGAGGGGCUCUGGGGCGAACAAGCUAGGGCCUGAAACGACUCAGGGCGCUUGCUGUUGUUGUCUGUGCGUGCGUGCAUGCGUGCGUGAGAGACACGAUCGACUAAGACACUGGAGAUGGCUAGGGUUUGAUGGACACACAUCAUGUUGGCCCAAUCCUGGGCGCGUCUUGGGCUCAUUUGGGUUGCCUCAGAGGGGCUUCUGGAACCAACACGAACACUGGCGUGAAAUGAACUGCAUGCGAAGUGGAGAGGAUGAUUCUUCUCUUUCUGGAGAGAGCGCUGGAAGCGCGCCCCAGUCAUGAGUUCGGAGAUAGAACACUUAAUUAUGACAUGUUGAUAUUAAGUAACUUCUCAAAUUGUUAGGGAACAACAGCUCCAAGCCCGAGCGAAACUGUUGCCG